AUGCUCGAUGACAGCUUCGACCCAGCUGGACAAUGCAUGCCAAAUACAACACAGCCUGAAUGCGUAGACGAAGAUGAAGGGCUCGCGCCGGGCAUCGCCGCCUUCUUCUGCCGCAAUGGCCUCUGUCCCAGCACAGCUGAAGCAUGCGAUGCCUAUGCUCGUAUGCGGUUUCCUAUCGCGGACAUCAAGCGCACGUCUAUUCAGGGGUACUGCUCCUACACGCUGUGUGUCUCGGGCGACCGCCUCUUGCAGUUCCGUCCCGAGCCUCACGAGCUCAACAUGGACAUAUGCCGCAACGCCCGAGCCGUCUUCGGCGCAUUGGUCCCCAUGACGAUGCAUCUCGGCAGCUUGCAAGGGAUUGUCAGGUCGGACAUGGGAGGUGCCGCGGCACCGAGGCUGCACGUCUACUUGCAAGAGAAACUGCCGGGCAUCAGCCUGGCUCAUGUCAAGGAGCAGACGAUAGAGCAACGCAGGCGCCUCGUCGAGGACCUGGCCGAGGUCUUCGCUACCAGUUACCUCCACAGCCGGCCCCCGGACGAGAUAUCUUCAGUUCUAAGGGGACGAGUAGGAGCCUCACUUGCGUGGCGCCUGCAGCUUCUCCAAGGGCUACACGAUGACCAGCUCUCGCACCAUGUCGCUACCGCCACACAGCACCUCGACACCAUCGCCGCGCUGCCGUGGUGCCUCACACACGGCGACCUGGUCCCCAGCAACGUGCUCGUCGACCCAGCCUCAGGCCGGCUGACGGGCCUGGUGGACUGGGCCGAGGGGGAAUGGCUUCCUCUGGGGCUGGGCCUGUACGGGCUCGAGGAGCUUCUGGGGCGGGACGUGCCCGGCCGUGGGUAUGAGUACUUUGACGACCACAAGGAGCUGCGCGGGCGGUUCUGGGAGCGCUUCAUGGCGUUGGCGGGCUCGUGUGACGUCGGCGGGGAUGGGUUCCCGUUGCGGUGGAGAAGAGAGGAAGUGGCUCUGUCUCGGAAGCUGGGCAUCCUGCUCUGGAGGGGUAUCGCGUUUGACGAUGGGCGUAUAGACCGCGUUGUCGAGGCGGGGAGGGAUGAUGCUGAGAUUCGCAAGCUGAGGCUCUUCCUGGAGGUACCGUGUCCGGUUACGCGCGAGUACUCUAGUCGCGACUAA
Purpureocillium lilacinum is the source of this 1134-nucleotide messenger RNA. RefSeq lists its product as uncharacterized. The record is from RefSeq and is a predicted model, not a curated record. Lineage: Eukaryota; Fungi; Ascomycota; Sordariomycetes; Hypocreales; Ophiocordycipitaceae.